This is a messenger RNA of Cavenderia fasciculata, 909 nucleotides long. Its product is annotated as alpha/beta hydrolase fold protein. The transcript has a single exon. Gene Ontology annotation, molecular function: epoxide hydrolase activity. The coding region runs from base 1 to 909 and encodes 302 amino acids. The record is from RefSeq and is a predicted model, not a curated record. NCBI's taxonomy places the organism in Eukaryota, Evosea, Eumycetozoa, Acytosteliales, Cavenderiaceae.
AUGACAUCAACUAUUAAAUAUAAUACAAUCAAGAUUGAUAAUCAAAACAUCUUUUAUCGUGAAAGUGGUGACAAGAAGAACCCAACUUUAAUCUUAUUACAUGGAUUCCCAUCAUCGAGUCAUCAGUACCGUCAUUUAUUGGCAGACAACAAGUUGACUGAAAAGUUCCAUUUAAUCGCACCUGAUUACAUUGGUUAUGGUCAAUCUUCUAUGCCAUCAACCAAGGAAUUCGAGUACACCUUUGAUAACCUAUCAGUCGUCACUGAAAAGCUUAUCAAUGCCUUGUCUAUUGAAAAGUACAGUCUCUAUGUAUUUGACUAUGGAGCUCCAAUUGGAUACAGACUUGCUCUCCGUAAUCCUGAAAAGAUUCAAUCGUUCAUUGUUCAGAAUGGUAAUGCCUAUGAUGAAGGUAUUGAUAACGCUUUCUGGGCCAACGUCAAAAAGUACUGGGCUGAACCAACCAAAAAAGAAAACAUUGACUUUGUUCUUGGACUGAUCACUGCUCAAACCACUCAAUGGCAAUAUUUGAAUGGUGUUCAAGAAAAGGACAAGAGCUUAGUUGCCCCAGAUGGAUAUGUCAGUGACCAAUACUACCUCGAUCGUCCAGGUAAUGGCGAGAUCCAAGCUCAACUCUUGUUUGACUAUGGCACCAAUCCAGCCAAGUAUCCAGCAUUCCAACAAUACUUUAGACAAUAUCAACCACCAAUGUUGAUCGUUUGGGGAAAGAAUGAUGAAAUCUUCCCAGCUGAAGGUGCUUACCCAUACAAGAAAGACAUCAAGAACCUUGAUUUCCAUCUUUUCGAAACUGGUCAUUUCACUCUUGAAACUCACCACCAAGAAAUCAGUCAUUUAAUUAAUCAAUUCCUUACAAAGAAUAUUAUUAAUAAUCAUGGUAAAUCUUCAAACUAA